ACUACGAGCCCUGUGCUGCAGCCUGCCCUGCCACCUGUGUUGACCCAAUGGCUCCUGCUACCUGCAGCCUGCCGUGCGUGGAGGGCUGCGUGUGCGACAGCGGGUACCUGCUCUACAACGACCAAUGCGUGCCCAGCCAGCAGUGCGGGUGCUGGCACAAUGGACAGCACUACCCCGUGGGCUCGGAGUUCUGGACGGACAACACCUGCUCCUCCAAGUGCAAGUGUCCUGCGCGCGGAAGCAAAGUCCAGUGCUCCAGUGCCUCGUGCCCUGCAGGCCAGUACUGUGGGGUGCAGAACGGGAAACCCGAGUGCCUUGAACAAUCCUUCGGCAUCUGCCACGUCCACGGUGACCCUCACUACAACACCUUUGACAAAGUGACGCACAACUUCAUGGGCAACUGCACCUACACCCUGGCCAAAGUGUGCUCCAACACCACCUCCCUGCCCUACUUCAAUGUUGAGGCCAAGAACGAGCACCGUGGGAACACCAGAGUGUCCUACGUGCGCGAAGUCCUGGUGGAGGUGUACGGAGAGCGCAUUGCCAUCGUGAAGAAGGAGAAGAGCCAAGUGCUGGUGAACAAUGUGCGCCAGACCUUGCCGGUGAGCGCAGCGGGAGGUGCCAUCACGGUGAGCAGAAGUGGCCGCUACAUCGUCCUGGAGACAGACUUCAACCUCAGAGUGUCCUACGAUGCUGACCACUCGGUGGAGGUGAAGGUGCCCACCACCUACUUCAACAUGACCUGUGGCAUGUGCGGGAACUUCAACAACCGGAGAGAGGAUGACUACAUGAUGCCCAACGGGCAGCAAGCUGCAGACUCCAAUGCGCUGGGGGAGAGCUGGCAGGUCCCAGACGACGACGCCUCUUGCGGUGUCCCUGUCCCCUCCCCACCCUGCAGUGCAGAAGAGGAGAAGCUCUACCAAUCGAACCAGUUCUGCGGCAUGCUGACUGCCAGGCCUGGCUCUUUUGAGAAGUGCCAUGCCGUGAUCAACCCCCAGAGCUACUUUGAGACCUGUUUCUAUGACCUUUGUGCCCUGAGUGGUGGCCAGGACGUCCUGUGUGCUGCUCUGGAGGCCUACGCGGAUGCAUGCCAGGCAGCCGGUGUGACUCUUCUUCCCUGGAGGAAUGCCACCUUCUGCC
Antrostomus carolinensis (chuck-will's-widow) is the source of this 1140-nucleotide messenger RNA. RefSeq names its product alpha-tectorin-like. The record is from RefSeq and is a predicted model, not a curated record. NCBI's taxonomy places the organism in Eukaryota, Metazoa, Chordata, Aves, Caprimulgiformes, Caprimulgidae. The transcript is spliced from 2 exons. Gene Ontology annotation, cellular component: extracellular matrix. The annotation marks the transcript as partial.